Messenger RNA from Drosophila subpulchrella, 474 nucleotides. RefSeq lists its product as uncharacterized. The transcript is spliced from 2 exons. The coding region runs from base 1 to 474 and encodes 157 amino acids. The record is from RefSeq and is a predicted model, not a curated record. NCBI's taxonomy places the organism in Eukaryota, Metazoa, Arthropoda, Insecta, Diptera, Drosophilidae.
AUGGAUUUUAAGUACCAUAACAAAGAUGUUGUGCUCGAGAUCAAGGGAUCGGACGCGCUCUUUCACAACACCUCCAUUUUGGACGUUUUGAAGUCUCUGAAGGAAUUGUCCGAGCCAGCCGGAGAUGCAAAUUCUGGCCCAAGAGUCCCCAAGAGACGGAGGGAAGAAGAAGAGCCUAAGACACCCGAAAAAAAAGGACGGAAACUAAGUUUCGACGACGUGGGCUUCCAGCAAUCGAACUCAUUCGAGGAGCUGGAGGCCAGUGGCUCCAGCCAGUCACCAUCCUCACUCAUCAUUCGAGGAGCUGGAGGCCGACUGUCAACCACACAGGGUGACUACGGUCAGUUCUCACAGGGUGUACUGGCCAAGCUAUCGAUGUUUCUGCGUUUUACGUCAGCUCUAGUCCCACCUCUAGUACGCCCAGCUCCAAUUGGACAGAUUAUCCCGCCCGAAUUUAAUUUAGUCUGCGACUAG